CAAUGCCCCGUGUUGUUCCUGCUGAAGCAUCGUGGGGGCCGUGUGGGCGUGAGCGCCGCAGACAUUUAUGACAAUUAUAAGUGAGGAGAGAAAAGGCAUUGUGGGUCUGGAAUGCCGCUCUGUCUUCUCCUGCUUGCUGUCUGAACCUGACGUCUUCAGCCAACGAUCUCCUCUGAGGGGACGCCUUCAGACCCCCAGACUGGGAGGAGGAGCUUGCUCCUGGAAGGGGGAAUGAGGAGCACCUGUUUUGAGGAGCUGACCAGCAGCUGGAAAAAGAAGAAAGGAAUGUUUAGAGCCAAAUAAGGAAGUGGAUCAGGAGGAGGCUGACAGGUGGAGGUGAGAGGAGUUAUCACCCCCCCAUCCCACGUGAGAACAGCUGGAGGAGACCUGACUCCCGGCAGACACGCAGAAGAACCUCAGCCGGGCUCGGCGCUCCUCAAACCGCUCGUCCUGUUGUGACGGGAAUGCUGGGAAGAUCUGAGAUGUUGGCUCUGCAGCCCCCCUCCCUCUCUGAUGACACUGAGGAAUCCAACAGGAUCCUGUCUGGACCAGAACCAGAAGCUGAGGACCUGGACUGGGACGGGUACAGCGCUUCACUGGAGCACAGAGCAGCAGCUGAUCCGGAGAGCUCGCCGGCUUUUCAGCAUCCCUGCGAGCUGGAGCGGCAGCUGUCCGGCCUCUCCGACCGCCUGGAGGAGGAGGAGGCCUGCUCCGCCCAGCUGGCCCUGCACCGGGACCGGCUGGAGGCCGAGUGCUGCAGCCUGAGGACGCGGCUGGAGACCGCUCUGACGGCGGCUGAGCGGGACAAGCAGCAGUCGGACGGUGAGGUGAGGAGGCUGACGGAGCAGCUUCUCCAGAGGAACCAGGCCGUGCAGAAGCUGCAGAGGGAGAAGGAGCAUCUGGCCGAGCUCAGCCAGCAGGCCAUCGAGGACCUACAGAUGGAGGAGGAGAAGGUGAACCAGCUGGCCCAAGAGAGGACGAAGCUGCAGAUGCAGGCUGAAGAUUUGGAGAACGAGCUGCAGAAGAGCAGGAAGAGGCUGGAGAGUGACAGCAGGUCCACUCUGGAGGGACCCAUAAACCCUGAGAGGAUGAGGAACGGGCUGGAGGAGCUCAUCAAAAGGAAGGACUUGGAGAUCAGCAGCACCAGCAGCAGGCUGGAGGCCGAGGAGACUCUAAACAUCAGACUGCAGAGGAAGAGCAAGGAGCUCCAGGUCCGCAUCGAGGAGCUGGAGGAGGAGCUGGAAACCGAGCGCGCCAUGAGAGCCAAGGUGGAGAAGCAGAGAGCGGAUCUGAGCAGAGAGCUGGAGGAUCUGUCAGACCGUCUGGAGGAAGCAGGCGGCAUCAGCGCUUCACAGAUGGAGGUGAACAAGAAGAGAGAAGCAGAGCUCCAGCGUCUGAGACGGGACCUGGAGGAGUCCUGCGUUCAGUCUGAAGCUGUGGCGGCGUCUCUGAGGAAGCGCCACGGCGAGGUGGUGGCAGAGCUCAGCGAGCAGUGCGAGGCCCUGCAGAGGACCAGAGCCAAGCUGGAGAAGGAGAAGCAGAACCUGAGGAUGGAGGUCGAUGACCUCGGCGCGUCGCUGGAAAGCCUGCAAAAAGGGAAGAUGUCGUCUGAGAGUCACGUGAAGAAGCUGGAGGAGCAGCUGACUGAGGCAAACAGGAGAGGAGACGACCUGCAGAGAACUCUGACGGAGCUUAACGUGGCCAAGAGCAGACUCACAGCUGAUAACUCAGAGGCCAGUCGACAGAUGGAGGAGGCGGAGAGCAAAGUGAGCCAGCUGAGCCGCACCAAGAUGCUGCUCCAGGCCCAGGUGGAGGAGCUGAAGAAGCAGCUGGAGGAGGAGCUGAAGUCUAAGCAGGCUGUCAGCGGCGCCUUGAGUUCCCUGCGGCAGGAGUGUGAGGGGCUGAAGGAGCAGCUGGAGGAGGAGCAGGAGAGCAAGCAGGAGAUGCAGCGCCUCGUUUCCAAACUCAACAAUGAGGUGACGCACUGGAGGAGCAAACAUGAGGCUGACGUGAUUCAGCAUGCCGAUGAGCUGGAGGAAACCAGAAAGAAGCUGGCAGCCAGGCUUCAGGAGGCAGAGGAGGCUGUGGAGGCCACCCAAGCCAAAUGCUCCUCACUGGAAAAAACCAAGCACAGACUGCAGGGAGAGGUGGAGGAGCUGUGCAUGGACCUGGACAAGGCCAAUAGCUGCGGUCAGGCUUUAGAUAAGAAGCAGCGCAUCCUGGAGAAGCAGCUGGGAGACUGGAAGCAGAACUGUGAGGAGCUGGUGGUGGAGGUGGAAAGCUGCCAGAAGGAGAGCCGGCAGCACGCCAGCGAGCUCUUCAAGCUCAAGACCACUCAUGAGGAGCUCCUGGAGCAGCUGGAGGCUCUGCGCAGGGAGAACAAGGCUUACCAAGAGGAGAUCACUGACCUGACAGACCAGCUGUCUGAUGGAGGGAAGAGCGUCCACGAGCUGCAGAAAGCAAGAAAGAAGAUUGAGAUGGAGAAGGAGGAGCUGCAGGCGUCGCUGGAGGAGUCGGAGGCAGCUUUGGAGGCGGAGGAGACCAAAGUUCUGAGGCUGCAGCUGGAGCUGUCCCAGACCAGAGGAGAGCUGGAGCGCAGACUUCAGGAGAAGGAGGAAGAGAUCGACACUGCGAGGAAAAGCCACCAGAGGGUGCUGGAGACCCUGCAGGCCAGUCUGGACGUGGAGGUGAAGGGACGGGCGGAGGGCCUGAAGCUGAAGAAGAAGCUGGAGGCCGACCUGGCGGAGCUGGAGCUGCAGGCGGACCUGCUCACCAAGAGCAACGCCGAGCUCAGCAAAAGCCAGAAGAAGCUGCAGCAGCAGAUGAAGGAGCUUCAGGCUCAGCUGGAGGAGGAGGUGCGGAGCCACGAGGUGAGCAGGGAGGAGCAGGCGGCUCUGGAGCGGCGCUGUGCAGUGCUGCUCAGUGAUGGGGAGGGCUCCCGCACCGCCCUGGAGAGCUCAGAGAGGGCCCGCAAGGUCCUGGAGGUGGAGCUGCAGGAGGUCAGCGAGAAGUACAGUGACCUGAACAACCAGCUCCAGUCGGCUCUGAGUGGGAGGAGGAAGCUGGAGGUGGACCUCCAGACUCUGCAGCAGGAGCAUGAGGAGCUGCAGGCGGCGCUGAGAGGGAGCGUGGAGAAAGCCAAGAAGGCUGGCGUUGAGCUGGCACGAGUCGGAGAGGAGCUUCGUCUGGAGCAGGAGCACGCGCUCCUUCUGGAGAGGGCCAAGAAAGGUCUGGAAGGCCAGAUCAAGGACAUGAGCGGGAGGCUGGAGGAGGCGGAGCAGAUCGCUCUGAAGGGAGGGAAGAAGAUCAUCCAGAAGCUGGAAGGGAAGGUGAAGGACUUGGAGCUGGAGUUGGACUCGGAGCAGAAACGCCACGCCGAGACGGUGAAGACGCUGCGGAAAAACGAGCGGCGCCUGAAGGAGCUGCUGUUCCAGUCCGAGGAGGACCAGAAGAACCAGCAGCGGAUGCAGGAGUUGGUGGAGCGGCUGCAGAGCAAGAUGAAGGCCUACAAGAGACAAGUGGAGGAAGCUGAGGAGCAGGCCAACAUGAACCUGGCCAAGUACAGAAAGACGGUCCACGAGCUGGACGACGCGGAGGAACGGGCCGACAUCGCUGAGUCAGCGCUCACUAAGAUCAGGACCAAGAACAGAAGCAGCUUUGGGAAAGGCCACUCCUCUGGUUACAGCACGCCGUUCCCCGGCCUGGUGCGCUCCCCCAGCUCUGUGGGCUCAGAGGGCCGCGGCGAGAAGAUGCUGAACGACGACGGCGAGUCGGUCAGCUCGCUCAUCCCCGCGUACCUGAACUCCCUGAAGAAGCUGAUGAUCGAGGAUUGAUGAAGACUCUGCAGCCCUUUCCCUCCACAGCUGGACUUUAACUGCAGGAACUUCACGUUUCUCCUCUGUUUUGGUGUCGGAACUUUGCAUUAAACACAACUAACACUUCAUUUCACCCUCAGAAAUAUCAACUCUGUAGUUUUUGUAACACACGUGUGCGAGACUGGGAAACUUUCACUGACUUUUCUGCUGAAAAUUAAAGUUUUAUACAAAGAAAAGAGGUCAGAAUUCAACUUCCUUCAAAUCAAGAAGAAUUUAGUAAAACUACUUUCUAGUUUCACUUAAAAGAGAUAUCAACCUGAAACAGGCAUAGCAUUAUGGGAAAAACAUCUGUAACCCUGUAAUGCCCAAUAGAUCAAUGCUUUAACAUAAAAUAAAAAAAAAAAAAUGAAAUUCAAAUGUAUUUUUAAACCUGUUAGUAAAAUU
This is a messenger RNA of Oryzias melastigma (Indian medaka), 4259 nucleotides long. Its product is annotated as myosin-16. Gene Ontology annotation, cellular component: myosin complex. Lineage: Eukaryota; Metazoa; Chordata; Actinopteri; Beloniformes; Adrianichthyidae. The record is from RefSeq and is a predicted model, not a curated record. The transcript is spliced from 23 exons. Bases 465 to 3833 code for a protein of 1122 amino acids.